Messenger RNA from Chelonia mydas (Green sea turtle), 7412 nucleotides. RefSeq names its product transcription factor 4 (gene TCF4). The record is from RefSeq and is a predicted model, not a curated record. Gene Ontology annotation, biological process: regulation of transcription by RNA polymerase II. The coding region runs from base 849 to 2951 and encodes 700 amino acids. Gene Ontology annotation, cellular component: transcription regulator complex. Gene Ontology annotation, molecular function: protein dimerization activity; DNA-binding transcription factor activity, RNA polymerase II-specific; RNA polymerase II cis-regulatory region sequence-specific DNA binding. NCBI's taxonomy places the organism in Eukaryota, Metazoa, Chordata, Testudines, Cheloniidae. The transcript is spliced from 21 exons.
AUCCUCCACUUUCCUCCUCCUCCCACCUAGCCUGAGCUGACUCCAUCUUGGUCGACUCUCUAGCCUGUCUGUUUAUCACUCUCUCCAUUCCUUCCCCCCUCUCUCUCUCCCUCCUCCUCCUCUCGUCAUUGUCCGUAAUAGACGACGCGGCGGCAGCAAGCAGCAACGUGCGGCGGCGGCAGCAGCAAGCAGCUCGUUCUCUUUAUAAACCCCUCUGCAUUGCCCGGAUGUGAAUGGAUUACAAUGUAUCUUUCAGGGAAACGUAUUAUUACCAAUGUCUCCAUGGGGGAGUCACUGAUGAUGAUGAGGAGAGAGCUGUAAACUUGGAACAAGUUUAAGACUUUAAAAAAAAACCAACAAAAACCAACAACACAAAAAACACCAACCGAGGAAGGACAGAGGGAACAACACAUCCCGCCACCACCAAGAUUUUGAAGAGUUUGUGAAUAACCAUGUGUUUAUAAAAACAAAAGAGGGAAAAGUUACUUGGAUUUUCUUUUUUUUUGGCUGGCUUUUAUUUUUGUUCUGUUUUGGGUGGGGAGAUUUUGGGACACUUGUUUCGUGGUGGUGAAUCAAAAAAACAAAAAACAAACAAACAAACAAACAAAAAAACAAAGCCAGGUGUAGUGUUCGUUUAAAUCGGGGAAUAACCCUGGACCAGGACUGAGAACCAGUUAAAGUACUUUUUGUUGUUGUUUUUGUGUUUUUGGGGGGUCAAACCUAUGUGAGCUAAUAAAGCACUUUCGCAGAAGAUUUCUCUCUUUAAAAUAGAUACAUAUUUCCUUGGACUAUUGUGAACAGAUUUGUGACCAUUAAGAUGUUUUCACCUCCUGUGAGCAGUGGGAAAAAUGGACCAACUUCUUUGGCAAGUGGACAUUUUACUGGCUCAACUAUCGAUUGGUGGAUUGGGCACAGAUGAAUUAAAACAAGCACCUAGAGUGAGCCAUUUUUUUUUUUUUUUUUGGAUCUGUGUAAUGUUCCAAAGUGGCAGCUACAGCAUCUCCCUAAUAAAAACAGAUAUAGAAGACAGAACUAGCUCAGGGUCCUGGGGGAAUGGAGGACAUCCUAGUCCAUCCAGGAACUAUGGAGAUGGGACUCACUAUGAUCACAUGGCAAGCAGGGACCUUGGGUCACAUGACAAUCUCUCUCCUCCUUUUGUCAAUUCCAGAAUACAAAGUAAAACUGAAAGGGGGUCAUAUUCAUCAUAUGGAAGAGACUCAAAUUUACAGGGUUGCCACCAGCAAAGUCUCCUUGGAGGUGACAUGGAUAUUGGCAACCCAGGAGCUCUCUCACCCACCAAACCUGGCUCUCAGUACUAUCAGUAUUCUAGCAAUAACCCCCGAAGGAGGCCUCUUCACAGUACUUCUAUGGAAGUACAAACAAAGAAAGUUCGAAAAGUUCCUCCAGGUUUACCAUCAUCGAUUCAGCAGAAAAGCCACAGACUGAAUAAGCGUGAAACUGAACGGCGAGACUGGUGCUUCCAGGUUUAUGCCCCGUCAGCAAGCACUGCUGACUACAAUAGGGAUUCACCAGGUUAUCCAUCCUCAAAACCAGCAGCCAGCACUUUUCCUAGCUCCUUCUUCAUGCAAGAUGGUCAUCACAGCAGUGACCCAUGGAGCUCCUCCAGUGGGAUGAAUCAGCCUGGUUAUGGAGGAAUGUUGGGCAAUUCUUCUCAUAUUCCACAGUCUAGCAGCUACUGCAGCCUGCAUCCACAUGACCGUUUGAGCUACCCAUCACACUCCUCAGCAGACAUCAAUUCCAGUCUUCCUCCGAUGUCCACUUUCCACCGUAGUGGUACAAAUCAUUACAAUGCUUCUUCCUGCACGCCACCUGCUAAUGGAACAGACAGUAUAAUGGCAAACAGAGGAAGUGGGGCAGCAGGCAGCUCACAGACUGGUGAUGCACUGGGGAAAGCACUUGCCUCUAUCUAUUCUCCAGAUCACACCAACAACAGCUUUUCAUCAAAUCCUUCAACUCCUGUUGGUUCUCCCCCUUCUCUCUCAGCAGGCACAGCUGUUUGGUCUAGAAAUGGAGGGCAAGCAUCAUCAUCUCCCAAUUAUGAAGGUCCCUUACACUCUUUGCAAAGCCGGAUUGAAGACCGUUUGGAAAGACUGGACGAUGCUAUUCAUGUUCUCCGGAACCACGCAGUGGGGCCUUCAACAGCCAUGCCUGGUAGUCAUAGCGACAUGCAUGGAUUAAUAGGGCCUUCUCACAAUGGAGCAAUGGGAGGUCUUGGGUCAGGAUAUGGGACAGGCCUUCUUUCAGCCAAUAGACAUUCACUAAUGGUUGGAGCUCAUCGUGAAGAUGGUGUCGGUCUGCGUGGCAGCCAUUCGCUUGUGCCAAAUCAGGUUCCAGUUCCACAGCUGCCAGUUCAGUCUGCUACUUCCCCUGAUUUAAAUCCACCCCAAGAUCCAUACAGGGGUAUGCCAACUGGACUGCAAGGGCAGAGUGUAUCUUCAGGCAGCUCUGAAAUCAAAUCUGAUGACGAGGGAGAUGAAAACCUCCAGGACACAAAGUCUUCUGAGGACAAGAAACUAGACGAUGACAAGAAGGAUAUCAAAUCAAUUACUAGGUCAAGAUCUAGCAAUAAUGACGAUGAAGACCUUACACCAGAGCAGAAGGCAGAGCGAGAGAAGGAAAGGAGAAUGGCCAACAAUGCUCGUGAGCGCCUACGCGUGCGUGACAUUAAUGAGGCUUUCAAGGAGUUGGGCCGGAUGGUACAACUCCAUCUGAAGAGUGACAAGCCCCAAACCAAACUCCUGAUUCUACACCAGGCUGUGGCUGUCAUCCUCAGCUUAGAACAGCAAGUCAGAGAAAGGAAUCUGAACCCUAAAGCAGCAUGUCUGAAAAGAAGGGAAGAAGAGAAAGUGUCUUCAGAUCCCCCUCCACUUUCCUUGGCAGGACCCCAUCCUGGGAUGGGAGAUGCAUCCAAUCAUAUGGGACAGAUGUAAAAAGGUCCAAGUUGCCACAUUUCUUCAUUUAAACAAGAGACCACUUCCUUAACAGCUGUAUUAUCUUAAUCCCACAUAAACACUUCUCCUUAACCCCUUUUUUGUAAUAUAAGACAAGUCUGAGUAGUUAAGAAUCACAGACGCAAGAGAUUUCAGCAUUCCCGAUUAUUAAACAAAAGCAAAAAGUGCAACUUGAGGGACGACUCUCUUUAACAUAUCAUUCAGAAUGUUUAAAGCAGUAUGUUACGAGCUGUAAAUGCACAGCCUAGAGACUGAAUGGCAAUCUUCUCCACACUGUGGGACAAUGCAUUUGUGCCUAAACUUCUUUUGGAAAAAAAAAUAUAAUUAAUUUGUAAGUCUGAAAAAAAAUAUUUAAUUUAAAAUUGUAAACUUGCAAUAAUGAAAAAGUGUACUUCUGAAGAAAAAAAUGAACGUUUUUGUUGGUGUGCUAGACAGCUAGUGUUUAUACUUACUGGAUAUUAAAAGGGAAGCUUUGCUGCCCAGAUAUUUACAAAACCAGCAAACGUCCUAAUGAAAACUGAAGUGAUGACAUUAGCCAUUCCUUAGGGUAGGAGGAACAGAUGGAUCUUAUAGACCUAUGACAAAUAUAUAUAUAUAAAUAUAUAUAUAAAUAUAUAUUAAAAAUUUAGUGAAUAUGGUAAGCUUUUGUUCAUUUGUUUCAGACUUUUUUGCUCCUGUAAAAAAAUAGUACUGAUUAACUUUUUUAAAAAGAAGAUUUUACUGUAAAUAAGGAUUUUUCGGUCUUAUUUCUGUCCCACUCCCCUGUUUUUGUUAUUGUAACCUGUAGUGCCAACUCUGUCUCUGGAGGGGUAGUGCAGGCUGAAAUGCUGACCCUGACGUUGCUUCUCAUUCAUAAGUAGGUAGAGAGUUGUUUCUCCAGUCUUUUAGGAACACAGGACUUUAAAGUCGCAUCAUGUGUAGAUAUUACAGGCUGCAUUACUGAGACGUGGCAAAAUGAGUUUGUCUGAAUCGUAAUGUUGCUCUUGUUGACCCUAUUUUGGGAUUUUCAGAGGUACAAGGUUAGAAUGCUACAAUGUUACCACUGUGCCUUCCAAUGUUUAUAUCAUCAGAAACAUUACAUAAUCAAAGUGGCUGUGAUUUAACAAACCAGUUAAAGUGUUACCUGUGUGUGUAGCCUAAAUAGUGUGCAGUGAGGCGUUUCUGAAUACACGGUCAGAUUUUUGGGGGGGGAAAAACCAUCAAUUGGGAAAAUUGCAAGCAGUGUGACAGAUUUGAUUGACUUUCUUUUUUCAUUCUUUUCUUGUUUUCAAGUGGAUUACUUAAAUGUAGACCACUUGCUGCCUCCUCCUUCAUUUGCAAAAUGCCAAUAUUCAGUCAUCAUGCAACAUUAUAACAAGCCUUAUGAGUCCUAAAGCAUUAAGUUGCACUUUCUUGAGGAGGGGGUGGGUGGGUAGUACAGUAUUUCUCUGGCCAGUAUGAAUGAAGUUUUUACUUAACAUAUUUAAUAGUAACAUAGAUCAAACUAUGGCACAGCAACUCAUCAGACAACUAGCUUUGAAGUCUGGGCACAACUGAACCAACUUCCAUAGUGAAUCUUAUAAUGAUUGACUUUGGUGUACAGUACAAUUAACAGAUAGUGCUCCUAGUUAAGUAUUUGUCAGCAUCCUUUUGUCUCUAAUUCUAGUUUCUAUUUUUACAGCCACACAAACCUGGCAUGUAUUUUAAAUAAAAUCUCCCUGUUCAAGUAGAUUUUCCACCUAUCAGCACUGAGUAAAUGCCAUAAAUCCAUCAAAAUGGUCUAAAUGUUCCAUCUGUUCUCCUGUUUUGCCAGUUAUAUAGUAAUGAAAAAUACAUUUGUAAAUUUUAUGCAACAAAUGGCAAACGUAUCAUUAUUUUGAAAUUGUGUAUGUAAAAGUUAUAUUUUUACAUGUAGACUCUUGUUAUUAUGUGUUUUAAUACAUUGUAUCAGUUUUUUGUUUAAAAACAAUCUGUGUGGUUGAAAAAAGUCUCAUUUAAAUGAAAUAGUGAGAUACAAGAAUCUGAAUUUUAUGUUUGUUUCUGAAAACGUAAAGAACAAAUAUGAUAGUUAACAUGUGAUCACCUUCUACAUACCCAUAAACAUUUUGAUUAGCUGUGUGCGUGUUGAAAUCUGUAAAUAUGUUCGGUAGUGGGAAAAUUUUAAAUGCUUUCAUUUGUUGAUAAGUUUCUCAAAUGUGGAGGUGGAUUACAUCAUUAGGUAUACACAAUAGAGCAGCAGGCACAAGGGUUAAUUCAGAAUGACAAAUGAAUAUUAUUUUAAAAAUGCUGGUCUUUUAACAGGUCUGGUUUAUAUGAAAAUGGGUGUGAUAAAGAUUAAUCUCACUCAUUGUUAAUGAUAACUUUGCUUUUGAGUGCUGGUAUCCUUAAGGUUUCUCUUUAUCAGUAUCAUAUGCAUUGAUACUGUCUGUGAUAUGAAGAGUGAAACAACAAUGAACAAACCAUAUUUUUUGCAGGAAAGUUAUAACCCAACAGAUCAUAUUCGGUUUUAUUUAUACGUGUACACAUCAGGUUUAGGGAAUGAAAAUAGCCCUUUGACUAUUGGAGAAUUUUAAGAGCUUUGCUUCUGAUAACUAUUAUCAGAAAAUGCAUUAUAAAACCAAAUUAAUGUUUACUCUUAAAAAAUCUGAACAAAAAUAAAUGUUUGCCUUUAUUGACAGUUUUAACAAAAAUUGGAGUGGGGUUUUCUGUGUAUUUUUUAUCUUUACAUUUGUCUCUCACUCCAGUUGAGUAGAAGUUUCAGUUUUUACCCACCAGCUUUGGUGAACUGUAUCACUCAAUAAGCUGAUUUUAUAGCAGACUUCCCUUUUAGGAAUAAAAUAGCCUUUGAAAGGUAAACCUUCAUCCACACUAGGUUUAACUGUGUGGAUGCCUUCAUACCACUCAGAUUCUAGAUAGUCUGAGAUUUAAAAAAAUGAACAAGCAAGUGCAUAGUGUUUGAUUUUUUUUCUUUUCAUUAUUUCCCAUCCCAAGGGAGGAAUUAGUGUCCCACGCUGGAUUUGUCACAGGUAUUUAGCUGAUGAUACUAAGAUUGUAGAAGGCUGUGUAUUAUAUGGUAAUAAACCUGGCUUAGAAACUCUUUAAGAAACACUGACUAAAAUAGCAGCUUUUUAAUAAAUGAUCCACCUCCACAUUCAAGUAAUUUAUGACUAUGCUGAAUAGGGAAUCUGUUCAUCUAGAACUUUUUACCAUUUGUCUUCUGUGUAGCUGCAAGGAACACUAACGUUUAUACAACUGUCAGUCCUACCAGUGAUGCAACUUGUACUGAUUCAGUCUUCCGAUUUUUUGGGGGGAUGGUGGGUGGGAGAGGAUGGGGAGUCAGGGAUAGGAAAGUUUCAUCUUUGUAUCCACCAGGCAGAAUCUGAUCUGUGUCAAGAAGUGAACUAUACAGUAUAUUGCCAGGAAUGAAGAGAUUUCGGCGGAAACAAGCACAAAAAAUAAAAAUUAGUCCACUGGUUGACUGGGGGGGGGAAAGGUGGAAUAUGAUUAAUUCCAACACAUGGGGCACCAUGGCCUUUUGGGGCCUAUCUUUUUGUUUUGUUUAUGUUUUGUUUGUUUUUUAAGGACAUGUUCUUUAUCAUGGGACUUGAAGUUGAUCCAUAUUUGUUCAGUGCUGGUUUGACCAUACUCAUUUCAAGUAUUAUAGACUUAUGUAAUGGUGAAAAUAUAUGAACUGUGGCCUUUUUCAUUCUUGUUACUUGUGAUGCAAUUAAGUGAACAUAAGAAAAAAAAAAACAGCAGAGAUUUACCAUGUAUCAGUGCCUGGCUUUUUGUUAUAAAGCUUCGUUUGUCUAGUGCUCUUUUUGCUAUAAAAUAGACUGUAGUACACCCUAGUAGGAAAAAAACCCCUAAAUUUAAAAAUAAAAAAUAUAUUUGGCUUAUUUUUCACAGGAGCAAUCCUUUUAUACCAUGAAUAUUAUGGAAAAAAAUUGUCAGAUUCUGAAUAUUUCUUCUUUGUAGAUUUUUGGAAUCAUUCUGAGUAAAAGUUUGUUACUUUAUUUUACUAUUUAAAAGAUGUUAUUUUACCAUGUGUUACUGAGAUGAAACUGUAUGGUAGCUUUUUUUUUUUUUAGUUGUAGGUCGCAACAGGGGAAAUUUUGCGACUGUUCACAUAGCUACAACAGUAAAAACAAAACAACAAAAAAAUGGGAAAAAAUGAAAAAAAGGGAAAAAGAUUUUUAAAAAAAGAUAAACAGUUACACCUUGUUUUCAAUGUGUGGCUGAGUGCCUCGAUUUUUUCAUGUUUUUGGUGUAUUUCUGAUUUGUAGAAGUGUCCAAACAGGUUGUGUGCUGGAGUUCCUUCAAGAACAUAAAAAAACAAAACAAAAAAACAAAAAAAAAUACACAGCUUGGUGUAGGCCAUUACCUGUUUCUCAUCUGUAGUUAUUCGAUGCCGUCAUGUACAUGACCGUUCUGUAGCAAUAAAUGUGCCAUUUUUAUAAA